CCACUAUUCGCCUCUGAAAGAGUAAAUAUUGCCGAAUAACCGAUCUAGUGACCCUUCGGCGUUUACCAAGAGAACGGGAAAUAGUUAGUCAUUAUAGGUGGUGCCUGGGCUACUCGUAGGCUCCUAGCUAGUACGUCAAUUAUCACCACAUUGUGACAAGACCACCCCCGCGUUGAGGUCCCGCGUCCAGGGCUGUGUUUUCCAGCUUCUCGUCACUCAUUACUGCGCCUCAGCUUCCCCUCCAUCGCCUAAUCACGGACGGCUCUCAUCCUCUUGAACAAAGUAUUUCUUCCUUUCUUCAUCUACUUUUCUCUGCUACUUUUCUCUACUUUAUCUUCUUCGCAUCAAUCCCACCGGUUCCAACCACUCCUCACUACUAAGCUUCUUGCUUCUCCCCCACAUCACAGCUCUAGAGCAUGUCAUAUUACGGACAACAACAAGGCGGCUAUCCUGGCCAAGGCCAACCUCCUCCUGUUCCCCCGCACCCCAAUCAGCAAUAUCAACAAGGUUACGGCGCGCCGCCUCCGCAACAAGGUUGGGGACAACCUCCUCCUCAGCAUCAACCCUACGGCCAGCAAGGUUACGGCGCACCUCCUCCCGCUCAAGGUCAAUGGGGACAGCCUCCACCACCACAAAAUCAGCAGUGGGGACCACCGCAACCGUACGGGCAGCAGCAGGGUUAUGGACAACCGCCACCACCUCAGGGCCAGUGGGGUCAGCCGCCUCCACCGCAGAAUCAGCAAUGGGGUGCCCCUCCUCCAGGCCAGUUCAACGCCCCUCCUCCGGGUCAAUAUGGUGCUCCGCCGCCAAGUGGCCCCCCAACACAGCCGUCAUUGGGGUAUGACUUGAACAUGCUUCACAACACUCGCCUCCCUAUGAACGCGGAAGCCGAAGGUCUUCGAAAGGCCAUGAAGGGCAUGGGCACGGACGAGAAGGCCCUGAUCAGGAUAUUGGCAAAGCUUGACCCUGUGCAGGCGAACAGUGUCCGUGAGGAUUUCCACAGGAUGUACCAAAGGGACCUGACGGCCGAUAUCAAGAGUGAGACGUCUGGGUAUUUCGAGAAGGGCCUGGUCGCAAUUGUACGCGGACCACUGUUCAACGAUGUACACGCACUCCGCGACGCGAUGAAGGGCAUCGGCACCAAGGAGAACGUCCUCAACGAUGUCCUCGUGGGCAGAAGUAAUGCCGACAUCAACGCCAUCAAAACCCAGUAUCAGAACACCUUCUCUCGAAGCUUGGAGAGCGACCUCCGUAGCGACCUUUCUGCUGCCACCGAGCAGAUGUUUGUCAUGAUCAUCUCGGCCCGCAGGAAUGAAGACUCCGUUCCCGUCAUACCCCAGCAAAUUCAGCAGGACGUCACCGACCUACAAGCUUCCUUCGGCAACAUGGUGACCAAGAACCCCGUCCAGGCUUGCCAGAUCCUUACAAGCAGGAACGACGCUCAGCUCCGGGCCAUCGCACACGAGUACCAAUCCAAAUUCUCCAAGCCGUUGGUCGACGCAUUGAAGUCUACCUUCUCCGGCCACAUGGAAGAUGCACUCAUCCUCCUCGUUGCACGCGCAUACAGCCGUGCUGCAAGCGACGCGAAACAGCUUGAAGAUGCCAUGGCCGGAAUGGGCACCAAGGACGAACUUCUUGUCCAACGUAUCAUUCGCGCGCACUGGAACCGCGACCACAUCAGACAGGUUGGCAUCGAAUAUCAGAAGUUGUACAAGAGGGAUCUCAUCAGCAGGCUGAAGGGAGAGAUCCGGGGAGACUACCUCCGCUUGAUGACGGCUUGUGUGGAGUAAUCCCGAAGGCCUAAUCCGUAUCUCCUACAUGUCUAAUGUGGUUCUUCUUUUCCUUUGUUUGUUUUCUUGUUCACGGCAUGGGUUCUUGAUACCCCAAAGAUAGGUAGAUUGUACGAUUUGUAUUGCAAAGCUGGAGGCCG
Molecule: messenger RNA, 1930 nt
Organism: Aaosphaeria arxii CBS 175.79
Lineage: Eukaryota; Fungi; Ascomycota; Dothideomycetes; Pleosporales
Product: Annexin
Exons: 2
Coding region: 417-1790 (457 amino acids)
Cellular component (GO): cytoplasm
Molecular function (GO): calcium ion binding; calcium-dependent phospholipid binding
Source: RefSeq, a predicted model, not a curated record